UACAACAGUAUGAGAACAAGUUAUUACAACGCCAGCAUAGAGUUGCAGCUGUAUAAAACAGGGUAUCGAACAGAAUAGAAGCAUGUCUAACACAAAACCAGUCGUCUUACUAUUCCAAGAUGACUACGAACGAGUUAAAGACUGGGUUUUAUCGUACCCUGAUAGUGAAACCGGUGGACAAAUGUUCGGUCUAUGGACACAAGACAGAAAUCCGUAUAUAAACAUUAUCACAGGGCCUGGCAAAAACUGCCGACACGGUACGCACUCCUUUCAUCAGGACAUCGACUACUUAAAAAGUGUCGGUACUUUCUUGAAUACGGAGUUUAUGAUGUGCCAUAUUGGUGAAUGGCAUUCGCAUCAUAGAUUGAGAUUGCGACAGCCGAGUAGUGGAGAUUUGAACAGCAUUUGGAAACAUUUUCCCGCUGGAGUCGAAUACUUCCUGCUUAUAAUUGCGACUAUUGAGAACGAUCGUGUUCGACUCAACCCCUGGCUGUUUACAGCAUCGAGUCAUACAUACGAUGCGAUAGGUAAUGUAAUCACUAGUCGAUUAUAUGUAACUGUACUAUGCUAAGUAUGAUUUUAUUUACUGAAUGUGUAUUGACCUUAUUCAUACUGAAGACAUGCAGUUGAUCUGUCUGGUCAAAGAUAAAUGCUACCCUUCCCAUAUUAGGUAUUUCAGCUAACAAGUUAUCCCAUCAUAUUUUAGCUUAUCCUAAUCUUUAUGUCUUCUUUUAUCGGCUUUGCAGAAGUGAAAAUUAUGAAUAAAGGCAACGUUUUUAUGCGUGACGAAGUCGUUGCCAACAAAAUUUCCUGUGGAGCAGAAACACCCUCACAGCCACCGAAUCCACCAAUAUAUUACUACCCAUCAACGCAAACGAAAACAAGCGAAGCCCCAGUUGGAGAGUAUGUCAAACCCGAAAAUGAUGGUCAAUGGUUUCACAGUGAUUGGGGAGUACAUUUUGUCCAACUUCUGAACAGCAAGCUGGAAAAGAUGAUAGAUGCAUCAACUACCAUUGAGAAAACGCUUAAAAAGCAAUGUCUUCAAAUUUCCUUUCAAAGAAAGAAAUGUAGUGUGUUGCUCAUAUUUCCCCAGAAUUUUCCAAACUCAGCCUUGGUUUUCAAUUGUAAAGUGCUGGGAGACAGUUCUCCCGUAGCAUGGGACGCACACAUAGAACCUGGUCAAGAUGAUGUAGACUUUGUUAAUCACAUAGUUGAUCACUUGAAGGAGCAGAUUCAUGCAAUCAUGUCAAAUAAAUUAGCUGUAAGAAAGUAUCACGCCCGCAAUUAUGAAGUAAAUGUGUAAUCGCGCUGUGUGAUGUAAUACAUGUUGUCCGUCCUAAAAAGGUUAGAAGUCAUGAUUAUUUGUAGCCCGAACGGUGCAGUGUUCCGUUCUUGUAACACACAACUGAUGGGUCUGAUGCCUGAUGUAUAGCUAGUAAAAACCACUUUUGAUGCAGAUAGACCUACUGACCUUGGAAUAUUACGUGCAAGAAAUGUCGUUCUCUCGGGAAAUAAUUUGUUUUACAUAAAUGUUGUUUUUCCAAACACUAUUACCUAUGCAGAAGCACUUGUCACGUAGUUCAUUUUUUGGCACUGUAUUUCGAUAAAUUGCACUCCUCUUAGCUAAUCAGAAUCGAGAAACGUUUCAUGUAUAUCAGCAUAGGAAAUUGCACGGUUCGAGAAUUAAUGAUUCACGUUGCGUAUUCGAUGUACCAAUACAAUAAGAUGUAUAAAGUUGAUAUUAUAUUGUAACACUUUUGUUUUGUUGUAUGGUAAUGUAAUACAUAAUAUGCACAUUUUUCGUGGGACUUAAACUGUGUUACCUUUACCAUCACUCACCAGCC
Paramuricea clavata is the source of this 1844-nucleotide messenger RNA. The record is from the annotation of a GenBank genome assembly. Lineage: Eukaryota; Metazoa; Cnidaria; Anthozoa; Malacalcyonacea; Plexauridae.